Messenger RNA from Prunus armeniaca (apricot), 261 nucleotides. The record is from the annotation of a GenBank genome assembly. NCBI's taxonomy places the organism in Eukaryota, Viridiplantae, Streptophyta, Magnoliopsida, Rosales, Rosaceae.
AUGAUGAAUGAUACGACUACUGUCAUAGUAGCUAAGAAUUUCCUUACUCCUAUAGAUGAAAUACUGUUAACAGGAAGGUCUAACGAAGAGGCUAUUAAUGACUCAAUGGCUUUUAGCAUUCAGAGUGCUGCUUCUGUUUCUAACAUGGCUGAUCGUUUGCGUGCUAGAGCAAACAAGAUUCAAGAGCUGAACACUGAAAAUUCGUCUCUUCAGAGAAUGCUUCAUGAGUCUCAACAGGAGGUUGAGAAACUUAAAAAGUAA